This is a messenger RNA of Pelmatolapia mariae (spotted tilapia), 1397 nucleotides long. Its product is annotated as homeobox protein HMX3-like. Lineage: Eukaryota; Metazoa; Chordata; Actinopteri; Cichliformes; Cichlidae. The transcript is spliced from 2 exons. Gene Ontology annotation, biological process: regulation of transcription by RNA polymerase II. The record is from RefSeq and is a predicted model, not a curated record. Gene Ontology annotation, cellular component: nucleus. Gene Ontology annotation, molecular function: DNA-binding transcription factor activity, RNA polymerase II-specific; RNA polymerase II transcription regulatory region sequence-specific DNA binding. Bases 107 to 862 code for a protein of 251 amino acids.
UUUACUGCGCACCGGCUCCUCUGUGCUCUAGUGGCAGCCGAGGAGCAAUGGUGCUCGGAGCGUCCGGAGACGUCGGUGUUUCGGGUUUCUCGGAGGAGCAAAUGAAAUGCCGGGGAAUAUGAGCAAAGAGGAUGCCCCCAGUCGGAGCACUUGUUUGACCUUCACAAUUGACAACAUCCUCAACCUGAGGCCGCAAGAAAGUGGAGAUUUGGACUGUUCAAACGGGCAGAAAGACGGUGGAUGUAAGAAUGUUUUGGAGGAGCGAUGUGAGGAUGUGUGGGACGUCCGAAGGACAGAGGAGACAGUGAAGCCCAGAGUUCAGCGUGGGGGAAACACACCGCUGCUCACCGCUGGAUCCUGUCCGCAAAAUGAGUGCAGCGCUGAGGAGCCACAGCAGCAGCAGCAGCACCACCACCACCACCAACAACAACAGCAGCAGCAGCAGACUGUGGACUCCAAAGCCAUGGUAAAGAAGAAAACGCGCACCAUCUUCUCCAAGCGACAGAUAUUUCAGCUCGAGGCGACUUUUGACAUGAAGCGCUAUCUGAGCAGCUCGGAGAGAGCGUGCCUCGCGAGCUCCCUGCAGCUCACGGAGACCCAGGUGAAAAUCUGGUUCCAGAACCGCCGCAACAAACUCAAGAGACAGCUGUCCACGGACAUGGAGGGGCCGCUGACCGCCGAUCACUUCACAGAGGCAGGAAAAAACGUGCAAUUACCAACUUUUUACAAAGACAGCAGCGUGCUGGGCGGAUGUUUGUUACCCAUGCCGUUCCCUGUCGUGUACCCGACGGCAAACGCCGCGCCUUACAUUUACUUCUCUAACACUGGCAAAUACUUUGGCCUCUUUGAUGCAGACUGUUGAGUUGUCUCUUGGGUGCGUGGACACUCCGACUUACAGUCAGCCCAAUUUUUUUUGCAUGAUACGUCUGAUCCUUUUUUCAUUUUUAACUUUUUUUAAAUGAGUUGUCAACAUAUCAACUAAUUCAACGUGCAUGCGCCACUUUUUGGUUUAUUAUUAUUAUUAUUAUUAUUAUUAUUAUUAUUAUUAUUAUUGAAUUUUAUAUACAGAGUUUAUCAUCUUGAAUUGUGCAUGCGUUCAAAUCCUCGGAGCAGUUUUCCUUUGCGCAGUAAUGUCAUCUGAAAGAAUGUACCAUACGUUAAACUCCUGAUGCUGCAUCAGCCUUACUACCCUGCAAUAAUACUUUCUGUUUGUGUGUGUUCAUUGUUUUUCCUGUGGAGCAACACUUGGUUUGUAUUUAUAUGGCCUUAUCAUUGUUUUGUUUUGUUUUUAAAAAAACAACUUUUAUCUUUUGUUUUCACUUUUAUAAGACUGUUAAACUGUGAAGACGGUUAUUCUACGACGAUCAUAUUUUGCAAUAAAACGUGUAAUAUUUGCA